CCCGAUCCAGGCCCCUCCCACCUGAGGCCCUGCCAGGAACUGCCCGGCUGGACACAGAGGAGGUUCCUUCGUGGGCACAGGGAAGAGCCUCCCAUGGUCCAGUGGAGGAAGCUGCCCGUGGGAGCUCAGAGCCACCCACAGCCACAGUCAUGCAUGUGCCUCCUGUACACCCUGGGUAUGGCCCUGGUCUGUAGCAUCCAGGCCAGUGACAUCCCCCAGACCGAGCAGGACCUGGAGGUCUCAAAGUUGGCAGGGACCUGGCACUUCAUGGCCAUGGCGGCCAGCGACUCCACCUUCCUGGAGGCCAGGGAUGCCCCUUUGAGGAUCUACAUCACCUCCCUGAUGCCCACCGCCGAGGGCAACCUGGAGAUCAUUCUGCACAGAUGGGAGAACAACGAUUGUGUUGAGAAGAAGGUCCUUGCAGAGAAGACUGAAAAUCCGAGGAAAUUCAAGAUCAACUAUAUGGCGGUGAACGAGGCUACGCUGCUGGAGACUGACUAUGACAAAUUCCUGUUUCUCUGCAUGAAGAGCACCGCUGCCCCCAGGCAGAGCACCAUGUGCCAGUACCUGGCCAGAUCUGAGGAGGCAGACAACGAAGUCAUGAACGAAUUCUUCCGUGCUGUCUUGACCUUGCCCAUGGACUCACGGAUCCUCAUGGGAUGGCACCAGGUGCCAGAGCCAUGCCCUAUCUAGGAGAGCUCCUGCCUGGUCCUUGCUGGGAAGACCAGACCCCCGUCCAGCCACAGCUCCAGCAUGGUACAACCUCCUCCUGCCCUUUCAAAGAAUGUCCACAGCA
Molecule: messenger RNA, 796 nt
Organism: Saimiri boliviensis boliviensis (Bolivian squirrel monkey)
Lineage: Eukaryota; Metazoa; Chordata; Mammalia; Primates; Cebidae
Source: RefSeq, a predicted model, not a curated record